UCAUGACCCAAGUCCUCCUCGUCCUCAUCCUCCUCGCUCAGUCUCACCUCUGCAGCCUCCGAAGGAAGUUGUGCUGAUUUACAGUCGUCUUUUUUGAAGAACAAAAAGUCAGAAGAAGUAUGCUGGGCUUCCUUGGAUGCUUUGCGUGUCUUUUGGUGGCUUCUGUUGCCGAUGCAGAUGGUCGAGUGUUUGCGGUGGAGGUCGGCAACUCGUCGUCCAGUUCCGGGUUCCGCGACGCGGAGUGGGCUUGCGCCUCGCGGCGGGCCCGCCUGGCGUCGGCCUCGGAGCUGAGGCACGCCGUCAUGGAGUGCUUCUUCUCCGCGUGCACCCGCGGGUGGCUGCACGGCGGCUCCGUCGGGACCACCGUGUGCAACUACGUGGGCGGCUCGCUGAAAGCCGUGGAAGUGAGGACGGAAAACGCCACGGGCGACGCCGCAAGCGUAAAUGGAUUCUGUAUCAAAGACAAAGGCGUGCCAUGCGGUGACCCCCCGUCCUUCCCCAACGCCCGCCUUCAGGGCCACGGUGGCGUCGAACUGGGCGACGAGCUCCUAUACACGUGCGUGCCAGGCUACGUCAUGCCCAACGGCCACAGCGCCUUCAGCUUGCUGUGCGACAGCUGCGGCGAGUGGUACGGACUGGUUCAGAUUUGCGUCAAAGACUCAACAGAGGCGCACGUGGACUACGAGGACCAGUUCACGUACGGCGAGGCGGACCACCAGAGCGAGGACGACAGGCCUGCGGAGGAUCUCCACGGAACCGAGCCUGACCCGGAGGAACCCAUGGACCGGGCGCUGCAAGAAAUCAGCUUCGAAAGAGAAAAAGAGGAAUCGGAUCCGGACGGUCGGCAGGAGGUGGAAGUGGAUGGCGAGGAGGCUAAAGAAAGGAGAAGUGACGAGAAACGGAGCGCGGAGGACUCUGCCGCCCAUCCGAGUUGGAAACAGGAGGUGACGACGGCGUCCACGGACCCGCCCGUCUCCCUCCUGUCCCAGAAACACCUCUUCUGGUUCCCCUCGGAAGCCUUCCAGCAGCAGCGCCCGGUCUCCGUGGACCCCGUGACCCAGACCACCACUCAGCGGUCCUCCGGCAGCCGGUCCGAGGAGAGCCUCAACGACCACAACCGAGAGAGUCUCGAUCACCGCGAUGACGGUCCAGCGGAACAACAAAUUCCAGUUCGGCACGACGGUCUGGAUGAGCAAGACCGCUACGAAGACCGCCGUGAUGAUCACUACGACAUGGGCGAGCACGAAGAGGUUCGCUACGGCGGUCGCAAUGAUAGCGCCGAGGAACGUGCUGUCCACGAGGACGGCAGCGAUCUUCAGGAGCAUCCGGGUGGUUCCGAGGAGCAUCCGGACCAAAAUGACCACGACGACGACGUUCAUCAGGAACAUAAUGACCGUGAUGAUAAAGACCGCCACGAUGAUCACGACGAACACCGUGACCGUGAUGAUCACGACCGUGGCGAACGUGACCGUGAUGAUCAGUAUGACCUCGUCGACCAAGAUAAUCACGAGGACCACGGCGGCGAAGACCAUAACCACGAAACCGACGACGGGAGGCAAGAUGGCGACAACGGCCACGCCGAACACGAUAGCCACGAAGACGACAAUCAUCAGCGCGUCCUAUUUUCCGAAAAGAGCCAGAAUGCGACCCGGCACGAUGCGGGAGUAGCGACCGCCACAGACGAGACCUGGCUGGACGGACACCCGGUGGCCGCCCACCCCAACGAGGUGGAAGAACCCGUCCCCGACAGCAGCGUCCCAGCAGCGCCUGAAACCGGAGCCCCGGACAACCCCGCGUCCUCCUCAUCCUCGGACGCCGUGGAGUACGACACCCAGCAGGUGGUCCCCACCCACUCGUGGCUCCUGGACCUCACCCGGCACCCUUUCCUGGACCCGGCGCAGGACAGCGACGACCUUGACGGGGUGACGGGGGAGCGCGCCUUGCACAACUUGCCUGGUGAGACUGGCGAGAGGGGCGAGGUGGAGGGAGAGACGGGCGGGGCCGUAUGCGUCGGCGAGAACUGCCCGCCACCCGGCCCCUCGCGCCGGGGUCCCACCGUGGCAGCCAUCAUCGCGGCGGUGUGCGUGGUGGCGGCGGCCGUCACGGCGACGGUGUGGUGCUACCGGCGGCGGCAGCAGAAGAGCUCCGUGUACGACAUAAACGGGAAGGGACAAAGCAACCAGCACAUGGAGAUGCAGCAGAAAGUUUAAAAGGGGGGCUGAGACUUUUUGGGGCCGAAUCCGCUAUAGAAUUUGUAAUCAAUUUGAGGAGACGUGUGGGAGCCCGACAGAAACGCGACACGCACAGUGGACCCUCGGAAGUCAAACAAAUGCCGUUUCCAUUUUGAUGAUUGAAUCGGAUUUUGGGUACAUUUUCAACCCGGCCGCAUCAGCGGCACUUACUUUAUUUGUCAGUGCCUUUCAGACGAAACUCUGUGAAGCAGGGCAGGACACUGCCGUCCUCCGUGCGUUGGGAUAAUGAGAUGCGGGAUGACAUCACUGCGGAGGCGGCAACUGCUUUCAACACAAGUGGGCGUGGCCAGUGAAUUUUGGGUGUUAACUUACACGCUAUGUUCAGAGUCCCGUUCUUCACCGUGGUUACGCUUCUCAUCCGAGCGCGUUCCGGGUCGACUUCGACGCUUCCGUCCUGCAUCGGUACAGAGCGGUGGGAAGGCGUCAAAAACAAAAACAAAAACAAGACCAAAAGAAAAAGCAGUUGCUUGGGUGGGACUAAAAAAAAAGUACCCAAAAUGCAAAAAAAAGAAACUCAAUUCUGCAUUAAUGAAAAAUACAAACUGAUCCUCCAGAUACGGAUUCGCAUCGCUUUUUCCUCCGAAUUUUAGGUUGUCAUCGCCCAACUACAAAACUGUUCGAGUUCUGACGUUCCACUGUACAUUAUAAGGAAUUUCUUUCCUCUUUGUUUCCAAACGACAGCCGUCGAGCUGAACUAUUUUUUCUUCAUUUUUGUUUGGGCUCCAUUAAGAGUGUCACGUUUGUGACGACAAUGGCUGCAAACUAACGAGUUCGUUGUCACGGUUUUGACGAUCAGCCUACAUCAUCGUCAUGAGUGUGACAUACACAAAACGCUGUUUAACCUUGAAAUUAUGGGAUGAAAGUGUUUGACCGUCAGGCUGCGCCGACGCUCCACUGGAUGUCGGAAGGACUCUUUGGGGUCUUUAUUUUGAAAUGUUUGCCGUCCGGCUGGAAUGGCGGUUUGGUUUUUGCCGUCACUUGGCUAACAUAGGAAAACCACAACAGAGGAGGUCCUCAGAGCUAACUAUUUAGUGAAUAACAGGUAAGUACAAAAAGUAGCUAAGCUAGUCGUCCAUCGUAGAACAUGCGUUAGCUAACAAUAAAACGCGUAGCUAACCUCAACAUUACUUUUGACGGUAAGCGGUUUGUCUUUUUUUCCCCUUUGGACUCAUCAAAUACCCUCAAGAAAAGGGUAUAUGUACACAUGAAAACUAAAUUCAUUCAAUAAACUGACACUGGUAAAUCAGCUGGACCGCAUUUUCGACGUUCCACAGUAUGUAUGAAUUCUUUCGUCUUUGUUGUUAGAUGUUAGCUGCUGCGACGAAAUAGUGCUAAAGUGCUGUGUCGGCUUAAUUUUUUGGGGGGCGGGUCACAUUUGUGACAAAGUUAACGAAGGAGAACUCCAACAAACAAUAACACGCAUGGCUAAUUUUAGCUUGGAUGAAUCCGACUUUUGACCUGCCGCCAUUACAGUUUUCCUCAUCGGAUGAAUGAUCACAAAUACCCUUGCGAAAUAAAAAAUAAAACAUGGAAAGAAUACAAACUGUUUAGGAAAUGUGUAUUUCCCUCAAAGUUUUAGGAUGACAUUUUGCGAUCUGGUUUCGACGGGAUGUAUGAAGGAUUUUUUGGGGUCUUUAUUUUUCGACAUUCGCCAUCGUGCUCGAAUGGCUCUGAAUACCGAAAAACCAAAAAACUGGCACACGAGCGAUCGUCUUUUCGUCUGAAUUUCGGGAGCCGACAUCCCAUUUUAUGUACGAAGGAUUCCCCCCCCCCCCGUCUUUAUGUUUAGAUGUCAGCCGUCAAGCGGAAUGACGGUUGGGUGUUGGCGUUUUUUUUGUAGGCAAAAGCACAACAGAGGCGAGUCGCAUAGUAGCAGUAGUCGUCAAACGACAAGUGUACAAUCGCUAACAAUAAAAGACGCAGCUGACAUGACCUCGAACUGCUUUUGACGAUCGUCUCACUGUCGUCGUCAUUACCUACAUACACAAAAUAUCCCCCCCAAAAAAGGCAACUGCAAAAGAUGCAAAAAUACCUUUUAAAAAAAAUCAAUCCAAACGGUUUGUCCAUAUUCUGUUAUCCAACUGCCAGAUUGCAUUUUCAUCUCGAUUUUAGGUUGAAAUGUUUUUAGCCCGGUUCCGACGGUCCACUGCAUGACGAAAGGAAUGUUGUUGUCUCUAUUUUUCGCUGUCAGCUAUCGAUACGGAACCGCGGUUGGCGUUUUGUUGCAACAUGUAGAUUAAAAGCACAACAGAGGAGGCUAUUUUGCUUGAUUUCAUUGUUUUGGUUGAUGUGCGGUUUUCUCCUGCUUUACGACUUGUCGUGCGCGUGUGGUCACCUGAUGCUUUUCAUCGGAGGGUUCUGAAGUGAUAUCAUUAUUGAUUAGGCAUCUAAAAUAACUGACACAUAGUCGAUAAUGAAAUAGCGCCGCGAUGGUGAAUGUAACAGCCGAUGAGAUUUACUCGUGGAUGCGAUUAUUACUCACAGUAGGAUGUAUGCGCGCGUGUUUCUGCGCAUUUCAAGUGUGCCAUUGUGUGUGUAGACGUAACACUGUGUAACUUUAUGGGUCAAGUCGAAAUGUGCACAGCGUGUCGUUCUGGGACUGCCCCGAACGGGGUAGAAAAGGACAUUUUCAUCACAAAUUAGCUCAUUCGUGUGCUUUGUUGUCGUUUUCGAAAUAAAAGUCCUGAACGUG
Molecule: messenger RNA, 4944 nt
Organism: Phycodurus eques (leafy seadragon)
Lineage: Eukaryota; Metazoa; Chordata; Actinopteri; Syngnathiformes; Syngnathidae
Gene: susd5
Product: sushi domain containing 5
Exons: 5
Coding region: 120-2210 (696 amino acids)
Biological process (GO): Notch signaling pathway; cell adhesion
Molecular function (GO): hyaluronic acid binding
Source: RefSeq, a predicted model, not a curated record